AUUCAUUAUACGUUGAAAUCCAACCAGCACGCAGCCAUUUAUUGAAUUUUUUUCACUGUAACGAUAUUCAUUCAGAAAUGAGUUUUGUUAAGGCUUUUCCUCGUUUUAGAGUAGCUACUCAAGCUAUCUUCAAGCAAUUUUCUACCAAACGAGCUAUUGCUUCUCCUAGAGUUGCACGUUUGCAGAGAUUUCAACCUAUUGCCAAAGCUCCUUUGGGCAUUCGUAUGGCUUCAAGUGAUUCCAGAAAAGAUUUGUUGGCUGCUUUGGAAUCUGAAAUUGACUACGAAAAGAAACAUGUUUUAACUGACACUUCUUUACCUCCCAUCCCAUAUGAAAUUGAAGACAUCCGUGGAGAUGCUACCGUGAAGUUGAAAACACAGAACGGUGAUGAAACCAUAUACAUUAAAUUCAACGUUUCUGACGACACUCAAGAACCCGCCUUGGAGGAUAACGAAAUGAGUGAAUUUGAAGAAUACGAAAACAAAGGUCAAGAACAACCCAUUGAAGAAGUUCCGGAAGAUGAAGUUGGUACUUCUGAGGAUUUAGGUCGCUUCCAACCUUGUACCAUUGAAGUUGUUAGACCCGAUGUCGGUGUUUUGGCUUUCGAAGCUAUGGCUUAUGAUGAAGGCUUUGAAAUUGAAAACAUCUUCUUCUCUAAAGAUGCCAACGUUUUGACCUCGGACAGCGUUGAUGCUGAGUGGUCUCGCCGUAAGCAAUAUCUCGGACCUUCCUUCAAGGAAUUGGAUCCUGAGCUUCAAGACCUUUUCCACAAUUUCUUGGAAGAACGUCGCAUUGAUUCUGAAACCGCUUCCUUUGUUAUUUCUUUCGGAUUAACCAAAGAACUUAAAGAAUAUGUCCGUUGGUUGGAAAAUGUUCGCGAUUUCGUCAAGUAAAAUGAUUUCGCUUAGUUUUGCUUAUUUUAUUUCUUAUACGUACUAGUCCCCACUUUACCCACUUCUCAUAAAGUAAUCAAUGCAUUUUUUUGAAUUCCUAAUUUCUUCCUUAUUUUACAUGUAUAAAUGGCUAUACUAAAAAU
Messenger RNA from Schizosaccharomyces octosporus yFS286, 1036 nucleotides. RefSeq names its product Mam33 family protein. The transcript has 2 exons. Gene Ontology annotation, cellular component: mitochondrial matrix. Bases 78 to 893 code for a protein of 271 amino acids. Lineage: Eukaryota; Fungi; Ascomycota; Schizosaccharomycetes; Schizosaccharomycetales; Schizosaccharomycetaceae. Gene Ontology annotation, biological process: cytosolic ribosome assembly. The record is from RefSeq and is a predicted model, not a curated record.